AUGUUUACCUUCUGCCCGCUGCAGGGCGCUCUGUCUGAGUCGUCGGCGUCGCAGUCGAUCCUAGAACUCGAUGGAGGCGUCAAGAUUCUCAUUGAUCUUGGCUGGGACGAAUCUUUCGACGUUGAAAAGCUGCAGGAGCUUGAGAAACAGAUCCCGACGCUGUCCCUCAUUCUCCUGACCCAUGCCACGACGUCGCACUUGGCUGCGUUCGCGCACUGCUGCAAGAACUUCCCGCUAUUUACGAGAAUCCCGGUUUAUGCGACGCGACCCGUCAUUGAUCUAGGUCGUACCCUGACCCAAGACCUCUAUGCCUCGACCCCUCUCGCCGCCACAAAGAUCCCCCACGGCUCUCUUAGCGAGGCUGCCUACUCCUACUCUCAGCAGCCGACCGCCGACAAUGACUUCCUCCUGCAAGCUCCGACCCCCGAAGAGAUCACUCGAUACUUCUCCUUGAUUCAACCACUCAAGUACUCGCAACCCCACGAACCACUUCCUUCUCCCUUCUCCCCGCCUCUCAAUGGUCUCAUGAUCACGGCAUACAACGCAGGCCACAGUCUAGGAGGAACGAUAUGGCACAUCCAGCAUGGCCUGGAAUCGAUUGUCUAUGCUGUGGACUGGAAUCAGGCAAGGGAGAAUGUGUAUGCCGGAGCUGCUUGGUUGGGCGGAGCUGGAGGCGGCGGUGCUGAAGUUAUCGAGCAACUGCGAAAGCCGACUGCCCUGGUAUGCAGCAGUCGCGGCGCGGAAAAGGUGGCACAGGCGGGCGGCCGCGCGAAGCGUGACGAACAGCUCGUAGACAUGAUCAAGCUCUGUGUCAGCAGGGGAGGUACUUGUCUCAUUCCCGUGGACUCGAGUGCUCGAGUUUUGGAGAUUGCUUACCUCCUCGAGCACGCAUGGCGCGUUGACUCCGAGGCUGAGGACAGCAGCCUCAAAUCGGCCAAAUUGUACCUCGCUGGACGGAACAUGUCGAGCACAUUACGAUAUGCGCGAAGCAUGCUGGAGUGGAUGGACGACAACAUUGUCCGAGAAUUCGAGUCGGUUGCGGACGGUCAACGUAAAGCGAAUGGCGCGGAUGGCAAGAGCAAGGAGGCUGUGCCCUUUGAUUUCAGGUAUCUGAAACUAGUCGAGCGCCGGGCGCAAAUCGAGAAGCUGCUCUCUGGCGGCGGCGGCAACGUUCAGGCAGAAGGAAGGGUCAUUCUGGCUAGCGAUGACACUUUGGAAUGGGGUUUCUCGAAAGAUUUAAUACAGGGCUUGGCGAAGGAUUCAAGGAACUUGGUCAUCCUCACAGACAAGCCGCCUAAGUCUCGCGCGGAACGGCCAUCUAUUGCGAGAACGCUCUGGGACUGGUGGUCGGAACGCCGAGAUGGUGUCACGGUUGAGCAGUCCCACAGCGGCGACAGCAUUGAGCUUGUAUACGGCGGCGGUCGGGAACUCGAAAUUCAAGAGGCUAAGCGCCAGGCGCUUGAAGGAGACGAACUUACCAUCUACCAACAAUGGCUCGCAACACAACGCCAGCUCCAGGCGACUCAGCAAGGGGCCGGCGGAGCCUCAUUACAAGCAACAGCGGACGCUGCCGACGAUGUCUCAUCGGAAUCUUCCUCUGACUCGGGCGAGUCCGACAAUGAGCAACAGGGAAAGGCUCUCAACAUUUCAACGACCAUGGGUCAGGCGACGCGUAAGAAGGUGGUUCUGACGGACGAGGAUCUGGGCAUCAAUAUUCUGACGAAGAAGCGCGGCGCAUACGACUUUGACGUGAGAGGCAAGAAAGGCCGCGAACGUUCGUUUCCUUUGGUCAUGCGCCGCAGACGCGAUGACCAGUUUGGAGACGUGAUCCGGCCUGAGGAUUAUCUCAGAGCCGAGGAAAAGGAAGAGGAUGUACCGGAUGCCGAUGUACGGGGAGACCACGACGAGGACCGCCUAGGAAAGAAGCGCAAGUGGGAAGACGCAAAUUCCAAGGGAGCGAACAAGCGCCAGAACGCAAGGAACGGCGACGAUCAAGACGCGGCGGCCUCGGAAGGCCAUGUCGCUGACGAGUUCGAUGACGUGGAGGAUACCGUCGAGGAGGAGAUCCAAGGGCCGUCCAAACUGAUCAUGACGACGGAGAAGGUUAUGGUCAACAUGCGCAUCGCCUACGUCGACUUCAGCGGACUGCACGACAAGAGGAGUUUGAACAUGCUGAUACCACUGAUCCAGCCUAGAAAGCUGAUCCUGGUCGGCGGCACAACGGAGGAGACGACGGCCCUCGCUGCAGACUGCAAAAAGGCCCUCGCCGCUCAGAUCGGAGCUUCGGAGGAGAGCGUCGUCGACGUCUACACCCCGUCGAUGGGCACCUGGGUCGACGCCAGCGUCGACACGAAUGCCUGGGUCGUCAAGCUCACAGACAGCCUCGUCAAGAAGCUCAAGUGGCAGAACGUCCGCGGCCUCAGCGUCGUCACCAUCACGGGCCAGCUCGUGGCGGAAGCCCUCGCCAAGGAGAAGGACGACGGGGCCAACAAGCGGCAGAAGACGGACGACGCCGACGCGCCCCAGGAGGAGGACGAUGCCGACGUCGAGAUCGUGCCGGCGCUGGACCUCCUCCCGAUGAACAUGACGUCGGCGGUACGCUCCGUCGCGCAGCCGCUGCACGUCGGCGACCUCAGGCUCACGGACUUGAGGAGGGCGAUGCAGUCGGCCGGGUACACGGCCGAGUUCAGGGGCGAGGGUACGCUGGUCAUCAACGGCGCGGUGGCGGUCAAGAAGACGAGCACCGGCAAGGUGGAGGUGGAGAGCGUGGGUAUCGCGGACGCGGCGACCAUGAUGCAGCACCGGAGCACCUUCUACGAGGUCAAGAGGAUGAUUUACGACGGCCUUGCCGUGGUUGCCGGGGCCUAG
Colletotrichum karsti is the source of this 2868-nucleotide messenger RNA. RefSeq names its product cleavage and polyadenylylation specificity. The record is from RefSeq and is a predicted model, not a curated record. Gene Ontology annotation, biological process: mRNA 3'-end processing by stem-loop binding and cleavage. Bases 1 to 2868 code for a protein of 955 amino acids. NCBI's taxonomy places the organism in Eukaryota, Fungi, Ascomycota, Sordariomycetes, Glomerellales, Glomerellaceae. Gene Ontology annotation, cellular component: mRNA cleavage and polyadenylation specificity factor complex. Gene Ontology annotation, molecular function: RNA binding. The transcript is spliced from 2 exons.